AUGUCCGUGUUCCUUGGCGUGCAUGCUGAAGUGGCUGCCGCGCACCUGCAGUGUAUCAUGUUGGCAUCCAUCCGCCGUGGACGUGAGUUGAUUAAGGCGCGGGCGUCGUCCCCAGCUAUACAGGAGCACUUUGAGCAGCUGCUGGACCGUCACCCCGGAGUGGACCGCGAUGUCACGUCUCGUUGCCUGUCCCUCGCCCACACGCUGCUCACACCGGAGUCCAAGUCCCUCGGCCUGCCGGACUUCCCCGUGGACAACCUCGGCCUGGCUAUCUCCAUCUUGGACCACUUCCCCACCGUGGACCCCUCGAGGUUGAUGAUGAGGCUGUACCCGUACCCUGUGUUCCUCCAGCAGGACUCCUUCAAGUCUGUUGAGGAUGCUUUGUCAACUUUCAGCUUCAACUCAUUCCUGCGCGGCAGCACCAGGGAGGGAGUCAAUGAGGUGAAGAGGGUGCAGGCAAAGGAUGGCUCCCCCAACACUGCCGAGGUGGUGCUCAAGGUGGAGGGCAAGAAGGCCACAGCUCAGCUAACAUCAGGAAAUAGCUGGGGAAGUCAUCCACCAUCCUUUGUGUUCACGCCGUACCACCAUGAGGUUCUGGCAGACCUGCUGCAGACCCACAGUGUUGCCGACAUGUGCGUCAUUGGCCCUCGAGGCUGUGGCAAAUCUGCAGUUGUGGCAAAGAUGGCUCACAUGUUGGGCUAUCAGACUGAGCCUAUUCUUUUGUACCAGGACAUGACCUCCCGUGACCUGGUGCAGCAGCGAGUCACUUCUCCAAAUGGAGACACCACCUGGCAGUUCUCUCCCCUGGUGACUGCUGCUUUGGAGGGCAAGAUGGCUAUUCUUGAUGGCAUUCAUAGGCUCCACCAUGGAACCUUGGCUGUGCUGCACAGGUUAGUCCACGACCGAGAGCUGCAGCUGUACGAUGGUUCAAGGUUGCUGCGUGCUGAGCGCUAUGAUGCUCUCAAGAAGAAAAGUAAUCUUUCAGAAGAGGAAAUGUUGGCCAAAGGUCUCCACCGCAUCCAUCCUGCUUUCCGAAUCGUGGCGCUGGCCGAGCCUCCUGUGGUUGGUGCAGCCCAGGGGCAGUGGCUCACCCCGGAGGCCCUCACCCUCUUCCUCUACCACAACAUGAGGCGCCUCAGUGCUCAGGAGACUAACAACCUCAUCAAGAAACUGGUUGGUGACUGUGAUCCAGCAGUAGAGGAGCUGAUAUCCCUGGCCUCCCAGCUGUCUGUCUCCACUGACCCAGCAAUGCGAUCCUUGGCAGAGUCCCUCUCGCUGCGACAGAUCAUCAGGAUAGCAAAGCGUUUCAGAGCGUACCCAAAUUUUGACCUUAAUACUGCUGUGUAUAAGGCCUGUCUUGCAAGAUUUCUUCCUCCACUGGCCAAACAAGCUCUAGACAUAACACUGGAGAAUCGAGGCAUCACAAAAGCCAAGCCUUUAGGAAGCAGAAAGCUGGUGUGUGAGGUGAAGGACGGAGUGCUCAGGAUUGGGGACACCCACGCUCAGGUCUACACUCCUGACAAUGCCACCAAGAUUCCUGACACUCUUUUCUUUGAUAUAGACCAGCAUGUGGCUGUCUUGGAGAACAUGCUUCAGGACUGGCUGUUAGGGGAUCACCUUCUGCUGGUGGGGAAUCAAGGUGUUGGUAAGAACAAGCUGGCUGACAGGUUCCUGUACCUCUUGUCUCGCCCUCGGGAAUACAUCCAACUCCACAGAGACACAACAGUGCAAAGUUUGACUAUCCAGCCAGUGGUGCGUGAGGGGCGCAUUCAGUACGAGGAUUCACCGCUGGUGGUUGCCGUCAAGACUGGCCGAGUGCUGGUGGUGGACGAGGCUGACAAGGCCCCCACCUAUGUCACCUGUGUACUCAAGACACUAGUGGAAAAUGGAGAGAUGCUUCUCUCUGAUGGGCGCCGCAUUGUUCCCAGCUCCCACCCACUUGCUGCAUCACAGGCACCCAACAUCAUCGUCUCCCACCCUGACUUUCGCAUGAUUGUGCUUGCCAACCGCCCUGGCUUUCCCUUCCUUGGCAAUGACUUCUUCGGUGCCCUGGGUGACCUCUUCAGCUGUCACGCCAUUGACAACCCAAGCAUUGAGUCUGAGAUGGCUCUGCUGCGCUCUUAUGGCCCCAACGUUCCAGAGGAGACCAUGCGACACCUGGUGGGGGCCUUCAGUGAGCUGCGGGACCUGGCAGACCAGGCGCUGAUCCAGUAUCCGUACUCUACCAGGGAGGUUGUCAACAUCAUCAAGCAUCUGCAGGCAUUCCCGGAUGACGGAGUGGCAAGUGUGGUGCGCAACGUGCUUGACUUUGACUCCUGGUCUGGUGAUGCCAAGGAGACACUGGUGCGAGUCAUGCACCGCCACGGCAUUCCCAUUGGCACCUCCUCCAAGAAUGUCAACCUGGCCAAGAAAAUUCCUCUGCCUGAACCCACCCUGGCAGCCACCUGGCAGGUCAUUGCCCAGCGCCACCGAGGAAAGACGGCUCUCAUGAGGCUGCCUGUUGACACCUCUCCUCUCAGAUAUAAGAAUCCAGCAUGGCUCAAUGUGUCUCACCAAGAGGUUGAUGCAGUUCAGGCAAGGUCAUCGGUAUUCACAGAACAACAGAGCUACUGGCCUCUCCCUCUGUAUGAGACUGCUCUUGUCACUGAUGUGGCUGUUAGUCUGGGAGGCUCCCAAGACUCCCUGGAUGAUACCAUAUAUGUGACCUCUGUGGCCCCUGCAGCCCUUUAUUCCCUGAUUCCCAAAGGCACCAAGGAAUUGAAGCAGACGCUCCUCCAUGAAUUCCUGCCACGUUAUCGCUCAGCAUAUCAGCCGAGGCUGAAGGUGGCAAGCCUGCACAAUGGGACUGUUGCUGUCCAUGAGGAAGUUUCCAACACACUUCUGAUUAUUGAUGGUGACAGGGGCACUGCUACUGGGAUACAGCUCAGCUCCAUGUUUGAAGUUGCUGCUGAGACAUUUUUGAAAAAGAUUGGAUCAGGCAAACAAACAUACCUUCGCAUGUGUAAGGACAGAGCAGAUCAUGGACAGCUCUACCUAUGGGAAGUUGGUGGUGGUAGUGUAAUUUUUGUGGAUUUGAUUGAUGAGGUAAUGCAGUCAGUAAACAUGCCUCUUUCCCUGUCAUCAUUUCAUGUCUUAGAUGAUGAUCAGCAGUGGCUGGCUGUGGAUGAGAAUGGUGGGAAGUGGCUGCUGAAGAGAGAAGGGACAGAGUUUGUGCUCCACCCAGUGUCACAGACAGUGAAGGAUGGUGGGCAGCAAAUCUCCAUCUCUACUGUUGCCCCAUAUAAUUUGAGUGACUUUGUCCUGUCCUCAGCACUGCAGCAGCAGAUCAGUGCCCCAAGCCGUCUCAUCGCCCCUAAAGAUGCACUAGCUGCUGUUGCUGUAGGCUUCCCUGAACUUGAUGCCAGUGAGAAUGAGGUUUACAUGUGGGAGCGUAAAGGUACAUCCCUCAAUGACCUUGUUCCUGGCUGUGACCCAGCCAGCAUUACAGUCACACUCAAGGAUUGUGGACAGAUUGUAAGAUGUGUAGAUAAUGCUCCAGAUGAUGCUUUUGAAUACAGUCAGACACCAGCUAGAAACUGUUUGUUCUUAGAGGUCACAGAUUUAGUGAAUCGCAGUGUGAGUUACGUGCCCGUGCCCAGGGCAUCCCAAGCCUCACCUUACUGGGCAUGGGCAGCAGCAGCACGCACCACUCCACUUGUGUUAGCAGCAACCUCUGACCAAGGAGUGGUUUCUGUGGACUCUAGUGGAGUGCUGCGUCUCUGGCAGACAGGAAGUGAAGGACUACAGAGAGCUCUGGUUGAGUGGCGCAAGAUGAUUGGUGAGGACACGGGUCACCUGAGGCUGGAUAUUGAGCGCUAUAGUGGAGAGGAUGUCACUGAACCCAAGCAUGGGAAGGAAGAUCCUGACAAUGAGCCUCAUGUUGGGGGAAACACCUGGGCUGGUGGGACUGGUGGCCGGGACACAGCUGGCCUGGGUGGCAAGGGAGGACCCUACCGCCUAGAUGCCGGCCAUGAUGUCCACCAGGUGAGUCAGGCUGAGAAGGAUGCAGUGCCUGAGGAGGUGAGGCGAGCUGCCCGAGAAAUGGCACAGAAAGCUUUCAAGGAACGAUUGCGCCAGAUCAAGAUGAGUGAGUAUGAUGCUUCCCUGUACGAGAGACUAGCAAAGAGUGUGGAGUCACAAGUUCGAGCUUUGCGUGGGAUCAUUAACACUCUUCAGGCUAAAGGGAAGGAGAGGCAGUGGCUCCGUCACCGCACUGCUGGCGAGCUGGAUGACAUGAAGCUCAUUGAGGGACUGGCUGGGGAGAAGAACAUUUAUCGACAGAGGCGUGAAGAAGAGCCUGAGGUUGGUGCUCCACAAACUCACCCAAAGCGCCUCCGCCUGGUGGUGGACGUGUCAGGGUCCAUGUACCGAUUCAACGGUCAUGAUGGACGGCUGGAGCGUGAGCUGGAGGCAACGCUGAUGGUGAUGGAGGCGUUUGAAGGGUUUGAAACGAAGUUCAAGUUUGACAUUUAUGGACAUUCGGGUGAAGAGCAUGCAGUUCCCUUUGUGGAGUCUGAUAGUGUUCCCAGCAAUAACAAAGAACGCUUGGAUGUCCUGAAGACAAUGCAAGCACACUCUCAGUUUUGUCUGAGUGGUGAUCACACUCUUGAGGCAGCAAUGACUGCUGUGAAGCAAAUGGCAGCAGAGGAGGCUGAUGAGAGGUUUGUUAUUUUGCUCUCUGAUGCAAAUCUUGAUAGGUACGGGAUUCGACCAAGUGAGCUGGCCAAAGCCUUGACUGCUGAGAGUACUGUCAACACUUACGCCAUCUUCAUUGGGUCCCUGGGUGACCAGGCGGCCCGGCUCACCAAGGCCCUUCCUGCUGGGCACUCCUUUGUGUGUCUUGACUUGAAAAAGAUUCCCCAAAUAUUACAACAAAUUUUUACUUCAGCAAUGCUGAAGUAACAAGACUUUAAGAAAUGAAAAAUAAUUACAUAGACUAUUAACAAUAUGUAAAUAUGUUUAAAUUAUGCUAAAAAUGUGCAUACAGUUGUUUGUAUGAAAGAGAGAAUAUGUUUGUAUUCUAGUGUGCUGUAAAGGUCUAGUUUGUAAGAUGCACAAAAUGUACCCAAUGCAAAUUUUAUCCAUAAACUGAGUAAAUUAUUCUUAUUAAUGUUGUUUCCAUGUGAUCUA
This is a messenger RNA of Scylla paramamosain (green mud crab), 5169 nucleotides long. Its product is annotated as von Willebrand factor A domain-containing protein 8-like. The coding region runs from base 1 to 4941 and encodes 1646 amino acids. The transcript has 17 exons. Gene Ontology annotation, cellular component: cytoplasm. Gene Ontology annotation, molecular function: ATP hydrolysis activity; ATP binding. Lineage: Eukaryota; Metazoa; Arthropoda; Malacostraca; Decapoda; Portunidae. The record is from RefSeq and is a predicted model, not a curated record.